Enterobius vermicularis (human pinworm) is the source of this 939-nucleotide messenger RNA. NCBI's taxonomy places the organism in Eukaryota, Metazoa, Nematoda, Chromadorea, Rhabditida, Oxyuridae. The record is from the annotation of a GenBank genome assembly.
AUGAGUGAGGAACUACAAAACGUUGAUGGCACAAUAUAUCUUUCAGUGGCGGAUCUCCAGCUUCAUAAAAUCCCUGAAAGCCAGAUUGGUUAUGGACGAUGUAGAGCGGUGAAUGAGUUUGAAAAAUUGAAUCGUGUUGGUGAAGGUACAUACGGCAUUGUUUAUCGGGCGCGAGAUUCGAAAAGCGGACAAAUUGUUGCAUUGAAGAAGGUCCGUAUGGACGAGAAGAGUGAAGAGGAUGGGAUUUCGUUGUCGGCUAUGCGGGAAAUCCGUUUACUGUUAAGGCUUAGGCAUAAGAACAUAGUACGGCUCCAUGAAAUUGCUGUAGGGCAUCAUUUGACAUCUAUAUUCCUAGUUAUGGAAUACUGCACACAGGUAUCAAAUUUACUUUUAAAUGAUGAUGGCUGCCUGAAGGUUGCUGAUUUUGGUCUGGCACGUACAUUUGGAGACCCGUGUAACGAUAUGACGCCGAGAGUUGUCACUUUAUGGUAUCGCAGUCCUGAACUACUGUUUGGAGCUAGGGAACAAAGUACUGGUGUUGAUAUGUGGGCUGCUGGGUGCAUUUUUGGCGAGCUGCUCAUUCAUAGACCUCUCCUCCCGGGGAAGACUGAAAUAGAUCAAAUCAAUCGCAUCAUUGGAUUGCUUGGUACACCUACGGAAACAAUAUGGAAAGGUUUUGAUGAUUUGCCGGCAGUAAAAAAUAUUCAGUUAGUCCACCAGCCGUACAACAAACUUAAAAGUGUUUUUGACCGAUCUUCCUUGAGUUGUUUGCAACUGCUCAAUGCCCUUUUCACUUAUGACCCUCACCUGCGGAUAUCUGCAGAAACGGCUUUGAAAUCUAGGUACUUUGACGAACCUCCGUUGCCGUGUGAACCAAGUCUAAUGCCGUCUUUCCCUCAGCAUAGGAACAGAAAACGUAAAAAGAAAGAUGCGUCUUAG